This is a messenger RNA of Fusarium oxysporum Fo47, 1377 nucleotides long. Its product is annotated as retromer subunit PEP8. Gene Ontology annotation, cellular component: endosome; retromer complex. The record is from RefSeq and is a predicted model, not a curated record. Gene Ontology annotation, biological process: intracellular protein transport; retrograde transport, endosome to Golgi. NCBI's taxonomy places the organism in Eukaryota, Fungi, Ascomycota, Sordariomycetes, Hypocreales, Nectriaceae. The coding region runs from base 286 to 1251 and encodes 321 amino acids. The transcript has 3 exons.
GUCUGAAUAAUGUAUUUGUUCUUUUCUUGUCCAUAUUCAUGUCUGAAUUCUGAUCCCAUUCAUAUCUUAUCAACUCGUUCGGCCUCGUUAAGGUAACGGCGGCAAGCUCGGUGGGUCUUCAUCGGUCCCCUGUCUCCCCGGCCGACGUCAGCGCCGACUCUCCUCAACAGCUCGGUCCAGCUCAGCCCAGCCAUCCCACUAUCAUAAAGCUUGCGCCAUAGCCUCAUCUCACUUAUCAACAAGACACUAGGGGCAAGAGGCAGAUAACAUACACAAUUGUCCGCCAUGUCGUACUUCUUCGCGACUCCCGUCGAUAUCGACGUUGUCCUCGAUGAUACAGAUGAGCGUUCUAUGGUCGAUGUCAAGCUCGACAAGAACCGUCGCGAGAAGGCGCCUCUCUUUAUGGAUGGCGAGUCUGUCAAGGGCGCUGUCACUGUUCGUCCAAAGGAUGGCAAGAGGCUCGAGCAUACUGGCAUCAAGGUCCAGUUCAUCGGCACGAUAGAAAUGUUCUUCGAUCGCGGCAACCACUACGAAUUUCUCUCCCUUAACCAGGAACUCGCUGCGCCUGGCGAGCUUCAGCACCCACAAACAUUCGACUUCAACUUCAAGAACGUCGAGAAGCAGUACGAAUCAUACAAUGGCAUCAACGUUAAGCUGCGCUACUUCGUCCGCGUCACCGUUUCACGCCGCAUGGCCGAUGUCAUCCGGGAAAAGGAUAUCUGGGUCUACAGCUAUCGCAUCCCCCCUGAGAUGAACAGCAGCAUUAAGAUGGAUGUUGGUAUCGAGGAUUGUCUACACAUUGAGUUCGAGUACAGCAAGAGCAAAUACCAUCUCAAGGAUGUCAUUGUUGGGCGCAUCUACUUCUUGCUUGUGCGCCUAAAGAUCAAGCACAUGGAGCUGUCUAUCAUCAGAAGAGAGACGACGGGCGCUGCUCCCAACCAGUAUAAUGAAAGUGAAACCUUGGUGCGCUUUGAGAUCAUGGACGGUUCCCCAUCGCGAGGAGAGACAAUUCCUAUUCGACUAUUCCUCGGCGGUUUUGAUCUAACACCUACAUUCCGCGACGUCAACAAGAAGUUCUCCACGCGUUACUAUCUCAGCUUAGUUCUCAUCGACGAAGAUGCUCGACGAUACUUCAAGCAAUCUGAGAUUAUUCUUUACCGCCAAGCUCCUGACGCCGCACCUGUCCUAAAUGCCGGUACCUCCUCACUACCUGCGCCCCCAGAGAACAAGUUGGCUGCUGCACAAGCAUAAAGAUAAAUUAGAAGGGCCUGGCUGUUGGUCUGAUGUACAUACACUGUCAACUUCAUGCGCGUCCUUUAAGCAUCGGGUCCUGGCGUUUCGGGUUUCAAGGCUGGAAGAGCAAGAUGAUGGAAGAUU